AUGUCCGCAGAUCAUCAACGAUAUAUUUAUUCUAAUCCUCAAGGAGGAUCGACAACCUCUUAUGAGUAUCAAACAUAUCCUACACAAGCUUACGUGUCGGCACCACCUCCUCAGGCUCCUCCCCGGCCGAUACGUUCUCCCAUCACUCAGUUUCAUUCGCAACACCACCAAACAACUUUUGCGGCAUCGUCUUCAUAUACACAACAAGCGCCCUAUGCGCCUGCUCCAUCAUACUCUCUUCCUCAGUCGCAGCCUCAAUGGCAGCCUGAAACCUGGUCCCCUCAAUUUGGGACCUUUCAACCUACAUCCAUCACGGCAGACGUGGCGUAUACCCCAAAUGCAGCCCGCCCGGAGCCAGUUUCUCAGACCACCCAUGCAGAGGCACGAUCGUAUGCCGCUGGUCCAUCCAAUCCACCACUUGUUGAGAAUCGCCGCCCAGAGGAACGCUAUCCCCCUGCCCCUGGGUCGGCUCAUGCAUCGCCUAUUCAAAAGAGUAAGAGGCGGGACAAGGAGUCACCAGUCCUGGCUCCAAGUCCAAUUAUCAAUCCUAGUUUAGAUUUUGGGAAGAUGGUAGAGUCCUACGGUAUGAUACUCGAGGGUACCAAAUCCCUGGCGUCCGUGGGAGUUCCUGCGCGGCUCCCACCGCCUGAAACCAUGGAACGUAUGAUCCAGUCCGCGAACUACGGAAGACAAAUGUUACAAUCAGCAGUUGCGCAGUCAAACCCUGACACGAGGCCAUCUACUGGCGGUAGCGACAAGGAAACUCCGGCUAUAAAGCGGCAGAAGGCCGAGGAACAUGCUCAGGAAGGACAAACUUGCCUUGGUUGCAACGCAACCUCGACCCCUGAGUGGAGGCGUGGCCCCCUAGGCCCUCGAACCUUGUGCAACGCAUGUGGCCUCGUGUAUGCUAAACUUCUGAAAAAACGGGCACGAGGGGAACGGUCCCGCGGGGGUAAUAGCAAAGACCUAGGAUCUCAUAACACCAUGGAGGACUCUGUUAUUGCGUCCAGUGGUGGAAGUGAUGAUGACGAUUCUUAUGGGUCACAAGACCGCGACCUAGGUGAUCAUAUACGGAGAGUGUGA
Suillus plorans is the source of this 1083-nucleotide messenger RNA. RefSeq lists its product as uncharacterized. NCBI's taxonomy places the organism in Eukaryota, Fungi, Basidiomycota, Agaricomycetes, Boletales, Suillaceae. The transcript has 5 exons. Gene Ontology annotation, biological process: regulation of DNA-templated transcription. Bases 1 to 1083 code for a protein of 360 amino acids. Gene Ontology annotation, molecular function: zinc ion binding; sequence-specific DNA binding. The record is from RefSeq and is a predicted model, not a curated record.